Molecule: messenger RNA, 988 nt
Organism: Trichoderma atroviride IMI 206040
Lineage: Eukaryota; Fungi; Ascomycota; Sordariomycetes; Hypocreales; Hypocreaceae
Biological process (GO): protein sumoylation
Cellular component (GO): nucleus
Molecular function (GO): SUMO conjugating enzyme activity
Source: RefSeq, a predicted model, not a curated record
GCGCGCGUCGCUAUUCUGUUGUCUCCAUCUUCAGAUUGCAAACAGGAGAAUCCGAUUUGUUUGCCUGCAUAACAUCCUUCUUCGCCUGAAAAUUGCAGUCUCUCUUUGCACUGCAGACCGUACCGGCCCUUGCAAGGCAGCGCUACUACGAUCUACCUUUGUCUCGCGACUCUUUGUCAGCUCGCCCAUUUUUGGUCUAUAUCACGAUGGCCCUUUGCCAAAACAGAUUACAGGAGGAGCGGAAACAAUGGCGACGUGACCAUCCAUUCGGCUUCUUCGCCAAGCCUGCUCGGACGAAGGAGGGAGUGCUCGACCUGAAGAACUGGGAGUGUGGAAUUCCUGGCAAAGAAAAGACAAUCUGGGAGGGAGGGCUGUUCAAGCUCAACAUUGCGUUUCCCGACGAGUACCCAACAAAGCCCCCAAAGUGCAAAUUUGUUCCCCCGCUGUUCCACCCCAACGUCUAUCCCUCAGGCACCGUUUGCCUGUCGAUUCUCAACGAGGAAGAGGCGUGGAAGCCAGCAAUCACGGUCAAGCAGAUUCUGCUCGGCAUCCAAGACCUCCUCAACGAUCCCAACCCCGAAUCGCCCGCGCAAGCCGACGCGUAUAACCUAUUCAAGAGAGACAAGGCCGAAUACGAGAAGCGCAUUCGCCGCGUGGUCCGCGAGAAUCCGGCGCCGUAAUGGACUUUGUUGCGUGAGGUGUUGAAGACUUCUAGACACUGGGGAUAUUCCUAUUGAGAAGACCGGCCAUGGCGUUGAUUGGGGGCAAUACCAGGACAUGUGAUUUUUUCGAUUUUUCUUUUAGCAAACCUUACCGAAGACGAUCAUGUUUGACUAGCUUUUCAGAAGCUAAUCUGCUAGACAACGAUAUAUGACAGUACGGAAUAGCAUCGGCGAUAUGAUUCCACAUGAGAGAAUGACUCCAUGCACUUUGGUCCAUGAAAGGGCGUAGAUUUGUAUCGGAACACAAGAGCAUUGUAGUAAUUGAC